UCCAUCUCGCAACGCGCACAGCCUGCAUCCUGCAUCUGCCCGUGUCCCGCGGCCUCGUCCCGAGACCCGACGUAGCGGCGGUGGUUUCUGUUUCGUUUCUGUUUCCUCGUCCUUCGCUGCUGCUGAAAAUCGACCUCGGCCGGAUUCCCUGUGCCCGCGUCGCGUGAGGCACGGUGACGUCCCGCCGUUGACGGUCCCCAUCGACGGACGCGCGCCGCCAGGAUGCCGAAGAGGAAGCACAGCCACACGCUCGUGGACUCCGACAGCGGGAGCGCGUCGGAGAGCGGCUCGGACCUAGACAAUGAUCUGUUGUCACUGGCAAAGAAGAAGAAAGGAAAGUCGCAAGAUGAUUCUCAGUCAAAUGAGGAUAACGGAUCUGUCAAGAAGGACGUCAAGCACGAGUCAGAUUUAUCGGAUUCCGAUGAUAACUGGAAUAACAAAUCUGGGAAAACGAAGAAGAAAAAAGCGCCAUCGAAGAGGAGCAAGCGGAAGAUGACAAAGUCCAGCUCGGAGGACAGCGCCAGUGAGAAAGAGCCGGCCAAACAGCACUCGGAACCAGAAGAAGGUGAGGUGUCGGAUUCAGACGCAAGUGUUUCUAGUUCAAGCCAGGAAGAAUUCAACGAUGGCUACGAUGACAAACUUAUGGGGGAUGCGGAGGAUCAGGCUAGACUCGCGCAAAUGACCGAGAAAGAGCGCGAACAGGAGAUUUUCAAGCGAAUCGAGCAACGCGAGACUAAUAAGAAGAGAUUUGAGAUUAACAAGAAGCUGCGAAUGGCCAAGAAACAAGAGUUGAAGAAGCAAAAGGAGUCGAAGAAGAAGGAGAAGGGUGUUGAGGAGAAGCAGAAGAUAGAUCGAGCCCCGGAUCCCAAGGAGAGAAGUAAAGAUCGCAAGAAGACGAUAGAGGAGAAGCAGGAUAAGAAGUUCCACGCCAUGUCGUUGCUCAAAGCCAGACGCGAAGAGAAGAAGGAACGAGAGGAGAAAGAGAAGCAGAGGAUAGAGCAGCAGCAGCAACAAUCAAAAGACAUGGAGGAAGAGGAAUUGGAUGACGACCAUAAAGGCGGUGCGAACAAAACGAAGCUUAAAGCAUCCGAUAUAUACUCGGACGACAGUGGAUCGUCGGACAGUGGGGAAGAAGAUGACGUCGCAAAACCAACGUCCCAACGCAGAUCGUCCUCGAGUGAGAGCCGUGAUUCGGAUUCCGACAACGAUAAAAAAUCGAUUACCAGUAACAAAGCUAGGCCCAAGAAGCCAGUGUACAUCAGUACUAAAGACGACCUAAACAAGAUUCGACUGUCCCGUCACAAGAUGGAGAGAUUCGUCCAUCUACCCUUCUUCGACAGAGUGGUGCAAGGAUGCUUCGUUAGAAUAGGAAUCGGCAAUAACAACGGUAAACCCGUCUACAGAGUGGCUGAGAUAAGCGGUGUGUGCGAAACGGUGAAGAUUUAUCAGCUCGGUGGCACGAGGACGAAUAAGGGUCUGAAGUUGCGCCACGGUGUGCAAGAGCGUAUAUUCAGGUUGGAGUUUGUCUCGAAUCAGGAGUUCACGGAUUCCGAGUUCUUCAAGUGGAAGGAGACCUGCGCGCUGCAAGGAAUAUCGAUGCCCACGUUUGACGAGAUGGAGCAGAAAUUGAAGGACAUCAAGGAGGCGUUGGUGUACGAAUUCAAGGAGGAGGACAUAGAGAAGAUAGUACGCGAGAAGGAGCGAUUCAAACAGACCCCCUACAACUACGCAAUGAAGAAAGCGCAGUUGAUGAGGGACCGCGACGCGGCUAACUGCAGAGGAGAUGACGAGAUGGCUAGUCGACUUAAUCAAGAAUUGAGUGAAUUAGAGGAGCGCGCGUCGGAACUGGAUAAGAUGCGUACGGCGACCAUUUCCAGUAUAUCGUACAUAAACGAUCGCAACAGGAAGAAAAAUGUGGAGGAAGCUGAGAAGGCCAUAAUGGAAGAACUGAAGGCUAAUAAAGGUAAGAAGGUCGAUGACCCGUUCACCAGGCGAAGUACCAAGCCGAGGAUGGUGUACAAGCCGGAGGAUGAGUCUGAAGUGGUAGCGACAAUUCCAGUAAACGAUAAGUCGAACCCCCAUCCGGCUGGAGAUUCCGUGUCGGCCGCUGAUAAAGAGAACGGACAGGAAUCUAAGAAGAAGCAAAGCACGGAAGACUUAUUUAACGCACAUGACUUCGACAUAACGAUCGACUUGGAAGUUCCUAUCCCAAACAAUCCCGUUAGCGUUUUACCGAAGCCCAUUAAUAACAUCAAGGAUACGGGACCUCGACGGUCAUUAAAUCUAGAAGAUUAUAAGAAGAAACGUGGUCUUAUCUAACAGUGUAUUCAUCGUAAAUAUCGUAAAGAUAUGAUAAGGCUAACUUAUCGAGGUUGUCUCUAUGAGGUAGUAAUUAAAGAUAUCAUCUUGUCUAUCGAAUAUUCUGUUUAACGACAAGAACACAGAUUCUUGUGAUGUUCUUGGUAUGUUACGAUUGACUGACGAGAUUGAUCGAGUUUAGGUUAUUUAUAAUACUUACAAUGUUAUGACUAGGUAGAUCCAUCUGUUUAAUACGUUGAGUGGUGGCGAUUUACUGACUCUAUACACGAAGGAUUAACUGUAUUGUACUGCAGUUACAUGAUAAAUAAAGGAAUAUUAACGAAACAUACUAUAUGAUACUUGAUGGUUCUUGGAAUUUCGCAAUGAUCAGAUUAACAAACUACGUCCGCAUAUAGUUGUACAACUACAUACAGACUUUGUGUACGAUGUAUCGAGGAUUAUUGCUGUAUGCGAAAUUUAUUUAUUCGCCACUCUGAUGUAAAGAGAAUCAUGAUACUCAACGUAUUAAAGAUGGUUUCGACUAAAACAAUUUCAACGAAGCGGUUCCUAUUGUGUACUCCAUAUAUUGACGUUGCCAUUGCCGGGCGAAAAAUAUAAUUACACAUAACAAUGAUUGCGAUGUACGUAGAACAAUUGUUUGAUAAUGACGGUACUUAAGGAGUAUAUUAUCAGGUACUGUGGGAAAAUAUAAGCUUACGUUUUAUCACGCAUCUUCCAACACCAUACAUCCAUAGGACGUGCGUAUUUCUCAUACUUAAAUUGACAAGAGAGAAAGGAAGGAAAGAGAGACACCGAAGUUUGUAUGAUGAGGUAAUUUGCCAAAUAACUAAACGGAUAGAAAUAUCGUUUAUAUAAGAAUUAAUUCUUACACUAAAUGGCAUAAGAGUGUGUUGUACAUGAUAGAAUAGAAAUCUUGGUAAAAGGCCAUUUUGUUAGAAAAUAGGGCACGUAUAAUUAGCUAGUAUAUAAUUUUAUAGUAAUAUCAGUUGGGUAAAGUCGUGGUCUGAUAGAUUGUUCGACGUUUCAUGAUAAAUUUCGAAAAUACGGUCUACCAUGCGAGAGAUAAUAGCUUUUGUUCACGGAUAUAUGCAGUGACGCAUUAUUAGAGCAAAGGAAUGACAUGUACGAAUAUCUAUGCAAUGAUACGUACGUAUAUUCCGAAAACUUAUUGUAAAACGUCGGACAAGCUUUCUGAUCAUGACCGUACUUAUAUCUUUAAAUUGCACAUAUUCUGUAUGUUAUAGCGCUGUAAUUCAUUGAUGUACGUUGUACAGUAUGUUGUCAUCUUAACGUCUCUCAGUUUAUCGUACUGCCUGCUCUGCCCAUAUACUUUCAAUAUUUUCUAUUGAGGAAAAGCGAAACUGUACAUAGAUAUUUGAAUGUUUUUGAGUUAUCACAUUUUUAUCGUUUCAGAUCCUGAAUAUUAAUUACAAUAGUGGUAGAAAGUAUUUUUAACAGUACCGAUUUUCUCGCUCGAAAAUUAAGUAACUAAUACUAUUUAAGAAUAGGUUAAUAUACUGCCUAUCGCGCUUACUUAUUUUUUUAUUACUUUAAUAUCGCCGAAAAAGAUUGUGUCAAAGUAUGAGGUAUAUUAAGAUUUUAUAAUUGUAUUUAUGAUUGUGACAUAUAGAAAAUAUGUACAAAACGAAUGUUGCAUCGUACUAUAUUGUUGUAACAAGGCAUCUACAUUGUCUUUACAUUUCUUUUGUCGAAAUUGUACAUACGUGUAUUUAGGGAUGCGUCGUGUUUAAGCACACACGAGAAACUUUGGAAUUCUUCUUAUCAUUUAAUAAGCUAUUAUUUUUCUGACCUAGAAAGUAUCUUCAGGAAAUCAUAAUUGUGUAGCCGUUGCGAAGUAUUGUAAAACUAUAGAAAGCAAUCUUUAUAUUUGUGUAAUAUAUCGUUUGUAUGAAACGUACGCGUGAAGGAUUAGCACGCUGACUGCUGGAAUAGAUGUAAUAUUUAUAUUUAUAAUACUCAGAAGCGAUAAGGAAUGGACAAGAUUAUUAAUUAUAAGUUCGUAUAUAUUAUAUACAUAUAAUUACUCAUACAUAUAGCAAAUUAUAUAUAUAUACUACAUAAUAAUUAUAUAUAUAAUUUUCUAGUAAUAUUUGAAAAUACAUAACGCCACACAUAUGCAUACAAUAAGAUGUUUGUGGAAUAUCCUAUCGCUUUUUAUCAUUGUACAACGUGUGUUUGCUCUAUUAUUAUAAAUAAUACAUGUUUUUUUUUUCUUGGAAAGAACAUGUAUAAUAACUUUUAAUUACUGGCAAUUAUAUCAUUUAUUGCAAAUUUUUAAAUGUACUAUUCUGCUCAAGAUACAUUGAUCUUUUUGUAAUAAAAAUGUAAUGCCAAUCUUACAUGUACAAAGGAUAACGAUAUUGUAAACUAUAUAUAACGCACUGCUAACAGUAUUUAAAGAAAUAUGUAUAAUAUACACGUGUACAUGUGUAUGCGUGUGCGGACGUGGGGUGUUUCUUCUAUUAGGACACACUUCGUAUUUAUUUUACUAGAUGUCAUAUUUUUUCGGAUCGUGCAUUACCAUAUUUGUUAGAAAAUUCUGUAUUUUGUUAUGGCAUUUUUCGCAUAUAAUUUCUGUAUUGAGCAUUGUCUUUAUGCUUUUCAUUGCACGAAGUCCACCCUUCACCGGAGAAUCUAAAGGCGGCUGCGAAGUUCCGACUAUCUGCGACUAAUUCGAUCAACGGACUCGCUUAAAGCAAAGUUUCUAAUUGUAUCAGAACAGAAAAGAUACAUGUAACUAGAUCGUAUUCUUGGGGAAAGAGCUCUGAAGAGACGAGGCUCCUGAGAAAAAAUUUGUCAAACGUUCCUUAAGCAUUUUGAUUGUAUGCCAGGGGCUCAAUCAUGAAUCUUUUCCUAUAGUGUAAACUUGUGAUAAGUGAACGAUUUCAUUGACGAAUAUUAAUAUCUUUAAGAAAGUUUUUCACGAGUUCACACUAGGCGAAAAGAUUCAUGAUCGAGCCCCGGAGCAAAGAUUCAUCGUUAACUCAAUUUCAGCCGAAAUGUUACAUGUGCUCUUUCUAUUCUCUCUCUGAUUCAGUAGUCUCUAAUCUUUUUAUUCUAUGUAACAUAAUUUACACAUAACUUUUCCUACAUAUAUUAAAUCAAAAAUUAACAAUUG
Messenger RNA from Vollenhovia emeryi, 5458 nucleotides. RefSeq names its product RNA polymerase-associated protein RTF1 homolog (gene Rtf1). NCBI's taxonomy places the organism in Eukaryota, Metazoa, Arthropoda, Insecta, Hymenoptera, Formicidae. Gene Ontology annotation, cellular component: Cdc73/Paf1 complex. Bases 223 to 2319 code for a protein of 698 amino acids. Gene Ontology annotation, molecular function: RNA polymerase II C-terminal domain phosphoserine binding; DNA binding. The transcript has 7 exons. The record is from RefSeq and is a predicted model, not a curated record.